CGAUCCUCAGCUGACGCGUAUGCCUGCGACUAGUUCAUGUGAUAAGGCUGGCUGCUGCGGCAUCGCAGAAGGCCAUCCCAUACUCCUCGUUUUCGUGCUUCGCAGCAUCGGGCACUCUGUGUGAUGAUUGUGAUGGGCGAUUUCCAAUUGGAGGCCGAUAGGAGUGAUAUAUCGUUCCCCGAUCCCCUGUCGGACUUUGCUAGUUUCGGCAACUCAUUGAUUGCCAAAGUCGAUUCGGGAGCUAGCUGCUUGGGCGCUGACAUCGCUCGUCAAUGCACGGGGAGUACGACCAGCACGCAGCCGCAGCCGACUGUGGGGCUUCCUCCUGCACAGCAGCAAAACGUGAUGCCGAGUUCUAACACUAGACCUAACGUUAGAACGAGUCCCGGUCAAGAUCACGAUGUAACGCUGGUGCAAGAGAAUAACGUUAAAGUUACUUCUACACUUGCUUCAUCGACCGCAUCUGACUCCUCACAGGUAAUUCCCAGCCCUCACGGGAAGACGAAUACGAUCGAAGGGGAAAUAGUCGGUAUGAGUGCCACCAAUGGUGCCACGCCACAGCCCAAGCAACAGAGUUUCCAGGGACCUAUCCCCAGUUCCAUGAACAGUAAGGAAUGUGAAGACGAUGAUUCGGCUGGAUCGUGCCAGGUUGGGAGCAGGUACACCCCACCUGGAGAUAUCACCCUUGGGAUGGUCAACGGUGUGAACCUUGCACACCAAGAGAAGAAGUUGGGACAGCUGAACCACAAUGGUGCCCAUCUCCCCAUGACUACAACUGACCCCGUGUCCUUAGCAGGAGCUCCUUCAAUCUCGAUCCCCAGUAGCCACAUCCCCAUCUCUAAUCCCAGUCUCUCUCCCAGCAUCAUCAGUAGCCUGGCAUCCACCAUGCAAAUGGGAUUCUCCGAUGUUGGGUCUUCGCUCAACAAUUCCAUCAUUCAGAGUCCCAACGUCUGGUCUGGAAAUUCCCUCGACGAUGGAUCGUUCCUCCAUCCGUUGCCACCGAUGAACGGGACUUUACCCGGUUUCCAGAGCCUAUCACCAAGCCAAUCCACGGCCAGUCCUAUCUUUGGAAAUAUGCUUGGCAUGGGUCAAUUUUCUGGAAUGCAACAGGGAGCUGCCCAAGCUCCACGAAGAGCAAUCACGGGUGCUCACAAUUUCUCUCACCCAACAUCCCGGAUGCAACUUGGAAUGGCUCCUCAGCAACAUAGCCCUAAUAAUAUAUUCUCUACAAACAAGUCCUAUCCCAGUUGGUCAACCGUGCAGCAAUCUGGGUGGUCUGGCAACCCACAGAAUCAUCUGAGCGUCAACAAUUGGCAGAGAGGUCGGAGUGUCCCAAACCUAAAUCCACCUUCUCCCAUCAGUGGAAAUGCCUAUGGGUCUCGCAAGAGCAAUGGCCCCAUGAAUGGACCAGGAUUAGGAGGAAUGGCAGGAGGCUAUUCCUUUGGCAGCAAAUUCCGACGAAGCACUUCGUACCCAGGGAAAAAUCCCUUCAAUCAUCCAUUUGAUGUCUCCUCCUUGGAUGAUGCCAGCCGAGAAGCCCUCCUCAGCGGCUUACAGGAGAGGAGUGUAGGGGGCGGAUUGGACAAUAUGCGCUCCAUCGACCACUGCCUUCAGGAAAUGUCCCGCAAUGACCAACUGGAUCAGAUCAAAGGAGGGCUCUUGGAGGAGAACGCCGCGAUCUUGGAGGAGAAUGCGAUCGAUGUCUUCCCGUGUCCGCUGGGCAUGGGGACGGGGAUGCCUCCGAGAUCUCCUUCUGGUGGGGAGAACGGUGAGAGAUACUCUCGAAAGGUUUUCGUCGGUGGGCUCCCACCUGACAUCGAUGAAGAGGAGAUUACUGCCAGCUUCCGACGCUUUGGACACUUGGUGGUGGAUUGGCCUCAUAAGGCAGAGAGCAAAUCUUACUUCCCUCCCAAGGGAUAUGCCUUCCUGCUUUUUCAGGAAGAAUCCAGUGUCCAGGCUCUGAUUGAUGCUUGCAUUGUGGAUGAUGAGAAGCUCUACCUCUGUGUCUCAUCACCGACUAUCAAGGAUAAACCAGUGCAGAUUCGACCUUGGCGACUUGCUGAUGCUGACUUUGUCUAUGAUGCUUCAAUGCCCUUGGAUCCACGCAAGACUGUCUUUGUUGGGGGAGUUCCUCGACCACUGAAGGCUGUGGAGUUGGCAUACAUCAUGGACCGCCUAUACGGAGGAGUCUGCUAUGCUGGGAUUGAUACUGAUCCAGAAUUGAAGUAUCCAAAAGGAGCUGGAAGAGUUGCUUUCAGCAAUCAGCAGUCUUACAUUGCUGCUAUCUCAGCACGCUUUGUUCAGCUGCAGCAUGGAGAUAUUGAUAAACGGGUGGAGGUAAAGCCUUAUGUUCUGGAUGACCAGCUGUGUGACGAAUGCGGUGGAGCACGAUGUGGUGGGAAAUUUGCACCAUUCUUUUGCGCCAAUGUCACCUGUCUCCAAUACUACUGUGAAGGCUGCUGGGCUGCUAUUCACGUGCGACCUGGCCGUGAAUUCCACAAGCCGCUUGUGAAAGAAGGUGCAGAUCGACCUCGAGCAGUUCCUUUCCGUUGGUGAUGUCGCUUUGACCUAGGCUGUUGGAAAUUGGAUUCAUUCCUUGUUCGAAGCCAUUGGUAUUUUAGUUGGGGUGAUUUUUCAGGUACUUCCAGAUUUGCCUUGUUUUUGUGCGUUACAUUCUUAUAUCUCUUGUGCUUUUUCAUCUUUUCUCAUUCUCGCCUGUUUGAAACACAUGGAAUGGUCAUGUGUAAAGGCUGAUGGCUUCGAAUAAGGAAUGCUGCUGAGCCAGAUUGGUUGUUCUGAAAAAGCAGAUAGAGUUUCAUCAAGGAAAGGAUAGGGAGAGGCAGCCAGAGGCAUUAGAACUAUCUCAGCUCUAUAUUCUUAGUCUUAGGGUCCUCUGCACACUCAUGUUUGAUUCCCUUUCCACUUUGUCUAUAUAUGAUAGACACCCUGGCCCUGCUUAGUCGUCCCAGUUACUAGUGCAAUAUACAUGAAUGAGAAAUCCACAUAUUUUUCUGAUAGAUACUGUAAUAAUAUAUUGAGAAAGAAUUAUUUAAAGUCACCUAGGCAGUGGGAGAAGGGCUGCAUAUACGUAUCCAUCUUUAAAUUAAUCUCCCCUAGUUGGUUGUAGGAAGGAUUCUCUUUUGUGCAGCAUGGGAUUAUCAUCUUCGGUCCCAUUCCCCAUACUUCCUCUCUGGUUAUUCUCUUGGUGUGUAAGUGAUCGUAUUCCACCAUGCCCUUUCCCAGUGUUAGCCGUGUGAUUUGUACUCUUCUCUUUCCAUGGUGCAGGGUAUAUCUUGCACUGGUCAGCAUCAUUUGUGUAUGUGCGUGUUUCCUGCGUGCGGCUGAUGUUAUGAUGGUGAGGGGAGUCCCUAAAUCUCAAAUCAUCUUUGCAGACCCCCCUCUCCACCAAGCUUUCCUCCCCUCCCGAAGAUGGACUUGUUGUUGUUGCCAUUUGUUGUUGUUACUCUGACUGGGAAACUUGGCUCACUCCUUGAGGUCUCCUUCCAUGCUCCCCUCCUCCUUAUUGGAGGGUCUUCUUGGGAGAGAGAAACAUUUUCAGGAUUCAGGGACUUUGAAGCAUAUUGCUGACAGUUUUGUUUUCAAGCCUUUGAAAGGAUUUCCCAUAUUUAUUCCUUUUUUACCUUUUCUUCCAUCCUUUAGUUUGAUUCUUUUCCUCUUGCUCCCCCCCCCCCCCCCC
Messenger RNA from Darwinula stevensoni, 3697 nucleotides. The record is from the annotation of a GenBank genome assembly. NCBI's taxonomy places the organism in Eukaryota, Metazoa, Arthropoda, Ostracoda, Podocopida, Darwinulidae.